This is a messenger RNA of Megalops cyprinoides (Indo-Pacific tarpon), 3321 nucleotides long. It is a transcript of the gene rabl6a, whose product is annotated as RAB, member RAS oncogene family-like 6a. Gene Ontology annotation, cellular component: nucleus; cytosol. Lineage: Eukaryota; Metazoa; Chordata; Actinopteri; Elopiformes; Megalopidae. The record is from RefSeq and is a predicted model, not a curated record. Gene Ontology annotation, molecular function: GTP binding. The transcript has 16 exons. Bases 640 to 2868 code for a protein of 742 amino acids.
ACGAAGGCUGGAAAAAAAUGGUUGCUGCAGUAGACUGAUGCUCAGGACCUGUAUCAACAAGAUGGAGAGGAGAGGGAUAGGAUCACGGCAGUUCCCUAGGUUAUUGGCGCAAGCGAUGGAAACAGAUGUGGAACACUAAAUCACAUGGAAACUGGAUGGACACCUGCACUGACAGGAUCGGAGCACUAAUUAUUGGUCCUGAGCAAAAAGUCUAGCUUGCUACCAUGGUGAAAAGAUUGGAGAUUUGACUGUCAGUAUGAAGGUGGAUUGAAAUCAGGUUAAAAAGUCCAGUAUGAGGAAACAAAUUAGAUAUGACGGGGAUGUAGACGUGGCAAAAUUCCUGCAGGACGCUCGUCUGCACUUCAUGAAGAACCGCUACCGACGACUUUUUUAACCAACGCUUUUUUGCAUCAUUUCCUAUUACUAUAGUUAAAUACUUGGUUAGCUAGCUACGUUAGCUUGCUACUGGGCACGACUGAACCAUGGAAUUGUGCAGCUAGCCUGGCUGCAUAUUGUCUUAACUUUAGCUAGCUAACCUAAGUCAUCUCCUGAAGACUUUUUUUGUGUCUCAGGUUUAUUGGGAGAGAUACAUAUAGUCAUUUUCCAAAGGACAUUUUAGUUACCAUUUAAUUUAUCACGAUGUUUUCGGCUCUGAAGAAACUGGUUGGCUCCGAACCCGGGCAGCUAAAGGAUAAGAACAUCCCUGCGGGCCUGCAGUCCAUGAACCAAAGCUUGCAGAGACGAUUCGCCAAGGGUGUUCAGUACAACAUGAAGAUUGUGAUUCGUGGGGAUAGAAACACAGGUAAGAGUGCGCUGUGGCACCGACUGCAAGGGAAGAAGUUCCUGGAGGAGUACAUCCCCACCCAGGAGAUCCAGGUCACCAGCAUCCACUGGAACUACAAAACAACCGAUGAUGUGGUCAAGGUGGAGGUGUGGGACGUCGUAGAUAAAGGCAAAGGAAAGAAGCGUGGCGAGAGCCUGAAGCUGGAAAACGAGCCUCAGGAGUCUGAAACUGAAAUGGCCCUGGAUGCAGAGUUUCUGGACGUGUAUAAAAACUGCAAUGGGGUUAUCAUGAUGUUCGACAUCACUAAACAAUGGACGUUCAACUACAUCCUGCGGGAGCUGCCCAAGGUGCCCACCCACGUGCCCGUGUGCGUGCUGGGCAACCAGAGGGACAUGGGCGAGCACCGCGUCAUCCUGCCCGACGACAUCCGAGACUUCAUCUCCGGCCUCAACAGACCUCUGGGUUCCUCCUACAUCCAUUACGCCGAGUCUUCUAUGAAGAACGGCUUCGGCCUGAAGUACCUCCACAGAUUCUUCAACAUCCCUUUCCUGCAGCUACAGAGGGAGACGCUCCUGCGGCAGCUGGAGACCAAUCAGCUGGACAUCGACGCCACGCUGGAGGAGCUGACUGUCCAACAAGAAACUGAGGACCAGAACUAUGACAUCUUCUUGGAGAUGAUGGAAGCUCGUGGCAAAGGGUACAGCUCUCCGGGCCCAACCAAUGGCCAGAGCCCGUCCUCAGGGUCCCAGUCCCCCAUUGUCCCCCCAAGCGGAGCCUCCACAGCCAGCUCCAGCCCCAGCAGCCCCCAACAGCCCCUCCCCCCUCAAAUCCUCCCCCCAGCCCCUGUCCCCUCCCCCUCAGCACCUCCCCUCUCCAGCGCCGCAGUGCCCCCUGCUGCCCAGCCCCAGCCCCCGCUCCAGCAGCUGGAACGUCCCGUCCCAGCCUCCACACCCCCCGGGGCCCCCGCCACUGCACCCCCCCAGCAAAAACGUGGUUUUAUCUCGCGCCUCUUCGGGACCUCCACCACCCAGGAAGCCCCAGCAGGUAAACCAGACGGGCCGUCACCUGCGGCCCCCGAGGUCCCGCCCAAGGUAAACAGCGUGGACGACUUCGUACCGGAUGAGAGUCUCGACCGGAGCUUCCUGGAGGACAGCGGCACGGUGAAGGCCAAGGGGCGGCCCAAGCCGGCAGUCACCGCAGACAGCGACAGCGAUGGCGAAGGUCGUGGGGGGAACCCCCUGGUGGCGGGGUUCCAGGACGAUUUGGACCCUGAUGACAAGGUCCCGUCCAAAGCCCCGCCCCCAGUUACUGUCCCUAGCGUGGGGAUCACCCUGUCUAGCGACGAGGAGGAGGAGAAGCGGGCACCCCCGGUGACACGACACGAGGACCUGGACAGCGACCCAGACACCAAACGCUCUGCCGUGCAGACUCAAAGCAAACCCAGAGCGUCAGAGAAGAGGCCACCGUCACAUCCCCAGGACAAAGCCAGGGGGCUGAGGGCAGAGCCCGCCCCUGUGCAGCCAGGACGCCCCAGCAAGAAGGGGGGAGCCGCGGAAGUGGAGUCCUCAGACUCCGAACACGAGGCGCCGUGCGCUAAGCAGAUGCUCUCCUACGUCAUGGACGACCCCGACUUUGAGAGCGAAGGCUCAGACAAAAUACAGAAGGUAUCGUUCACGGCAAGGGACGAUCUGCCAGACCUGUCGGACGAUGACCUCCCCGCCGCCAUGGCCAAGGAGCCCCUGAAGCCCACCGUCCUCUCCUUCAAGAGCAAGAACGAAACCGACCUGUUUGGACUGGGCUUUGAGGAAUCCACGGCCAAGAGCAAAGACAGCAGCGAGGACCAGGAAGAUAAAGAGAGCAAACACUCUUCAAAGGAGAAGAAGAAAAAGAAGAAGAAAAGUAAAGAGGAGGAAGAAAAAAGCAGCAAAAAGAGAAACAAACACAAAAAGAAGGAGAAAGAGGAGGCAGGGACAGGAGAUGAGAAGAAGAAGAAGAAAUCAAGGACCAAGAAGCCCAGCGACGUGGACGACCUGGAAGCCUUCCUGGCAGGAGGGGAGGGGCCAGGAGACUAUGAGGCGCUGUAGAACCUCUGAUCCAAUCAGGGCUUGAGCAGUUAAGGGAGGUGUGGUAAAAGGUGUGGUCUUUUGAUAUCAAGCCUCAGUGAGUCUUUGACAAGCUGAGUACCACCCCGGGUUACACGUCACCUUUCCUGAGUCCGUACAGCCUGUGUGGGUUAUUGUUAUCUUCAAAGCUGUUUUUUCCUUCCCCCAUCAACACUUGCUGCUGCUGCUCCGAAGACAAUUGAUGGGUUGUGGAGAGGGGAGAGAGUAGGGCACUCUUGGAGGCUAUGGUCACACAGUUGUUCAGUGUGGAGGAACUUAAUUAUGCUUUUAAUUUCUACAGCACCCUUCCUCUGUGGACUUCUUUUGUGUGUGUUUUUUCCUCCUCUAUACUUUCCUCCCAGAGUGGACCACUUUAAAUGUUUAUUUUCCAUCUCCAGCUUCCUGUGUCUACUGCAGGCAUUUAUUUAGAGCAUG